CACAUCUUCAAAGCUUCGGUUUGCCUUCAGGGGCUGGCUCUGAUUCCAUGGAGACAACAAAUUCAUUUAUCAAUAAAUCUUCCAUUGACCUCCCCAAGGAGCUCUUUGAGAUGCUUACCUGUGCUGGAUCUUAUCUAUAUCGUGAUUCUCUGUUGUUGCAGAAGGUGUGCAGAGUAUUAAGAGGCUAUUACCUAUCUGCACUAGAGCUUGUCAGUACUGGUGGUGCUUCUAAUUCUGAAACUGGUAGUGGUGGAAAUCGUAAUUUUUACCUGAAGCAAGCUAGGUCAAGGAUUGAAGAAGCUUUGGGAACAUGUAUACUUCCUUCGUUACAGUUGAUACCAGCGAAUCCGGCAGUUGGACAGGAGAUCUGGGAAGUAAUGAAUCUCCUACCAUAUGAGGUACGGUACCGUUUGUAUGGUGAAUGGGAAAAAGAUGACGAGCGCCUUCCAAUGGUUUUGUCUGCCAGGCAAACAGCAAAGUUGGACACUAGAAGGAUUCUGAAACGGCUCGCAAAAGAAAAUCUAAAGCAGCUUGGGCGAAUGGUUGCAAAACUAGCUCAUGCCAAUCCAAUGACUGUGCUUCGAACAAUUGUUCAUCAGAUAGAGGCUUAUAGGGAUAUGAUUACUCCAGUUGUAGAUGCAUUCAAGUAUUUGACACAGCUUGAGUAUGAUAUUUUGGAAUAUGUUGUGAUUGAGCGGCUGGCACAAGGUGGGCGAGAGAAGCUUAAAGAUGAUGGCCUUAAUUUGUCGGAUUGGCUCCAAUCUUUGGCUUCAUUUUGGGGUCACUUGUAUGAACUUAUUCAGCAGAUGGCAAAUGUCCAGUACACGGAGAACAUGACUGAGGAGCAAUUGGAUGCCAUGGCUGGAAGUGAGACUCUUCGUUAUCAGGCUACUUCAUUUGGGAUUACUCGAAACAAUAAGGCAUUGAUCAAAUCCACUAACAGGCUAAGGGACGCAUUGCUUCCAAAGGAUGACCUGAAGUUGGCAGUUCCUCUUCUGCUACUUAUUGCUCAACACCGUUCUCUGGUUGUCAUAAAUGCGGAUGUGCUUCACAUUAAGAUGGUUAGUGAGCAGUUUGAUAGAUGCCACGGAACCCUUCUUCAGUAUGUGGAAUUUCUGUGUAGUGCACUGUUGCCUACAGCAGCUUAUGCUCAGUUGAUUCCUUCUCUUGAUGAUCUCAUACACCUAUACCAUCUUGAUCCUGAGGUUGCCUUUCUGAUUUAUCGACCUGUGAUGAGGCUAUUCAGGUGUCAGAAUAGUUCUGAUGCCUUCUGGCCUAUAGAUUGCAAUGCAGCAACAAAUAUCUCUAGUGUCGAGAAAGAGUCUGAGCCUGCUGACUCAUAUGGAAAGUUGGUUCUGGAUCUCAGUCCUCCUCGGAAGCCUAUUAUGUGGGCUGAUCUUCUUGAUACUGUUAGAUCAAUGUUGCCUGCAAAAGCCUGGAAUAGCCUCUCUCCUGAUUUAUAUGCUACCUUUUGGGGUCUUACACUCUAUGAUCUUUAUGUUCCUCGAAACCGUUACGAGUCUGAAAUCUCAAAGCAGCAUGCUGCUCUUAAAGCUCUAGAAGAACUUUCUGAUAAUUCUAAUUCAGCAAUUACUAAAAGGAAGAAAGACAAGGAAAGAAUUCAAGAAUCUCGAGAUCGACUCACUAGCGAAUUCGAAAAGCAUGAAGACCAUGUGGCAUCUGUUCGUAGACGGCUUGCUCGGGAAAAAGAUAAAUGGUUGAGUUCCUGCCCCGAUACUUUAAAGAUUAACAUGGAGUUCCUUCAACGCUGUAUUUUUCCACGCUGUACUGUCAGUAUGCCGGAUGCUGUUUAUUGUGCCAUGUUCGUACACACUCUUCAUUCCCUUGGAACUCCAUUUUUUAACACAGUCAACCACCUUGAUGUUCUGAUAUGUAAAACUUUACAACCUAUGAUGUGCUGUUGCACUGAGUAUGAAGUGGGUAGACUGGGAAGGUUUUUGUAUGAGACACUGAAGACUGCUUAUUAUUGGAAGAGUGACGAAUCAAUAUACGAACGCGAGUGUGGAAACAUGCCAGGGUUUGCUGUUUAUUACAGAUAUCCAAAUAGCCAGCGUGUUACGUAUAGCCAGUUUAUUAAGGUACACUGGAAAUGGAGUCAAAGGAUCACAAGAUUACUGAUUCAGUGCUUGGAAUCAACUGAGUACAUGGAAAUUCGAAAUUCUCUUAUUAUGUUGACAAAAAUCUCGAAUGUCUUUCCUGUUACUCGAAAGAGUGGAAUCAACCUUGAAAAACGGGUAGCUAAAAUCAAAAGUGAUGAAAGAGAGGACCUCAAGGUGUUGGCUACUGGUGUUGCUGCUGCCUUGGUUGCUAGAAAGGCUUCAUGGGUAACAGAAGAAGAAUUUGGUAUGGGUUAUCUUGAAAUAAAGCCUGCACCAGUGCUUCCUUCAAAAUCUUCAACUAGUAAUUUUGUUUCGGUACAAAAUGGUUCUGGCCUCAAUGUUUCUCAAGGUGAAUCUGGUGGGGGAAGAACGGUUGCCACAGGAACCCAGCCUUCGGAUGCUGGGAAUUCUGCCAAAGAUCAGAUAUUGAGAACAAAACCUGCUGAUGGGAGGCUAGAAAGAACGGAAAGUGCUUUGCUGAAAUCCGAUCCAGGUCUUGUAAAAGUGAAAGGUGACUCAUUAGUCAAUGGUUCGGAUACCCAGUCAUCCAUGCUUUCUGGUUCUGUACAACCUGGGACAUCCAGAUCAGUAGAUAAUCCUAAACAAAUGGAUGAACCUGCAAAUAGAACAUUAGAAGAGAACACCACAAAAGUUGCUGCCAAGACAUCUGCAGAACAUGAGCAUAUUUGUCAUAUGAAAAAUGGCAUCUUGACCUCUAAGCAAUUUCUUUCAUCAACUGAUAGUGGAGAUGGGGGGUUCAGCACUGGAGCAGCUCUACACGGCUUUCUAUUCAUCCUUGAAAUCACAUUGUCUGCGGGAGGUGUAGAAGUAGGAUCUGUUGUACUGUUGAUGAUCACUGAUUCUGAUUUUGAAAAUAUUGUUUUGAGCUUGCACAUUGCUGGAAGAGCUGCAGGAAAACGGUCUGUGCCUGUUGGAUCUCUUUCAAAGCAACCAAAGCAGGAAGUUGUAAAAGAUGAUAGUAAAUCUGGAAAAGCUGAGGGCAGGCAAGGUGGUCCUUCUUCUGCAGUUUUAGGAAAUGGGAACACACUUGCAAUUUCAGGCAAAGGCUUAUCUUCUUCUACUAGAUCUUCAGAUGCCCAUGGCAGUAGUGACCUGAAGGCAGAGAGUGGAGCUGCAAAAUCUUCUGAUUUGAGGGUUUCUGCCGUAAAAGAUGACGGCAAUGAAGUUUCUGAUGCGCCCAAGCAGUCCUCUUCUCGACCAGUUCAUUCCCCAAGGCAUGACCACUCCGUCAAUGCUACAAAGCCAGGUGAUAAACUGCAAAAAAGGGCCAGUCCUGCUGACGAACUAGACAGGCUAAAUAAACGUCGUAAAGCAGAAGUUGAUACAAAAGAUUUAGAUGGAGAAAAUCGAUUCUCGGAUAGAGAGAAGUCGAUUGAUCUUCGUGUAGUAGACAAACUUCAUCCUGUGGAUCUUGACAAGCCCGGAUCUAAUGAGCAAAUUAGCAAUAGGGCUACGGAUAAGACUUUGGAUAGGUUAAAAGAUAAAGGCAGUGACAGAUAUGACAGGGACUAUAGGGAAAGAGUGGAACGUCCUGAUAAGUCACGUGGGGACGAUGUCUUAUCUGAAAAACCAAGAGAUAGGUCAAUUGAAAGAUAUGGAAGAGAACGUUCAGUUGAAAGACUGCAAGAGAGAGGUGUUGAUAGAAGCUUUGAUAGGGUUAUUGAAAAGCCGAAGGAUGAAAGGAACAAGGAUGAUAGAGGUAAAUUACGUUAUAGCGAAGCAGCUGGAGAAAAGUCUCAUGUUGAUGACCGAUUUCAUGGGCAAAGCUUGCCUCCACCACCACCCUUACCUCCACACUUGGUUCCACAAUCAGUUAAUGCUGCUAGAAGAGAUGAAGAUGCUGAUAGAAGGUUUGGAAAUGCCAGACAUGCUCAAAGACUUUCUCCAAGACAUGAAGAGAGAGAACGAAGACGAUCUGAAGAGAAUACUUUAAUUUCAUCAGAUGAUGCAAAACGUAGAAGAGAAGAAGAUUUUCGAGAUAGAAAGCGUGAUGANGCCGACUCCUUAACUGCAUAA
This is a messenger RNA of Ilex paraguariensis (yerba mate), 4157 nucleotides long. The record is from the annotation of a GenBank genome assembly. NCBI's taxonomy places the organism in Eukaryota, Viridiplantae, Streptophyta, Magnoliopsida, Aquifoliales, Aquifoliaceae.